UCAAAGUUCCAUUUUUCAUAACAUUUAUAUAUUAAUACAUGGAUAUAUGCGCAAACACACACAUAUACACACACACACGAAAACGACAUCUGUCACCAAUACGCACCGUUCCAAGAUCUGCUUAAACCCCAAACCCCAUCCCGUGUUCUUCUUCCUCCUCCAACGCAGAGAACACAGUCGCAGCGGCCAUGAACAGAUCAAAGGCACUGCUUGCAUCUCUCCGACAUGUCUACUCGUUCAUCUCGACUCGGUCAUUUUCAAUCCGGAAUCAGUACCGCUUCUUUUCUUCGGAACAAAACUCGAUUGCUCAGUUGGUACUCGAAAACGAUUGGUCCAAUGCAUUAGAGGGCGAGUUGGGGAAAUCGGGCGUGUCCCUGAGUCACGAGACUGCAAUCUACGUUCUGAGGAAUUUGGGCAAGGACCCAGAAAAAAGUUUUUGCUUUUUCAAAUGGGUUAUCCGGAAAACAGGGCUUCGUCCGAGUUCUUCGCUAUAUAGCUUGAUGUUGAGGAUUUUGGUGCAGCAUCGGUCCAUGAAGCUGUUCUGGGUUACUCUCAGAGAGAUGAAAGAAGGAGGGUUUUAUUUGGAUGAGGAGACGUAUUCCACCAUUCAAUCUUUUCUUAGGAAGGAGAAAUUGACCAGCGAUUCUGUGGCUUUGACUCAUUUCUUUGAUAGAAUGCUUAAGGAGAAUGCAAUGGAUGCUGUCGUGAAAAGGGUGUCUGAUGUUGUUUCGAGGGCUAAAUGGGGUAGUGAGGUUGAGAGAGAAUUGCAGGAUAUGAAACUCGUGUUGUCGGAUAAUUUCGUGAUAAGGGCGUUGAAGGAACUUAGGGAUCAUCCCUUGAAGGCUUUGGACUUUUUCCAUUAUGUUGGCCGGUUUUCUAGUUAUAGCCACAAUACCAUUACUUACAACGCAAUCUUGAGGGUCUUGGCAAGGCCUAAUUCGGUUGGAGAAUUUUGGAGUUUUGUUGAUGAAAUGAAGAAUGCAGGGCAUGAGAUGGAUUUGGACACUUACAAAAAAAUUUCAAGGCAGUUGCAGAAAUCUAGGAUGAUGGCCGAUGCAGUCAGGCUUUACGAUUUUAUGAUGGAUGGCCCGUUCAAACCAUCUACACAGGAUUGCAUUCUUCUACUGAGGGCAUUAUCAGUCGGUCCUGAUCCAGAUUUGGAUUUGGUAUUUCGAGUAGCAAGAAAGUAUGAAUCAACAGGUUAUUCUCUUUCAAAGGCUUUUUACGAUGGAAUACACAGGUCGUUAACAAGCGUAGGGAUGUUUGCAGAAGCUGAGGAGAUGGUGAAUGCUAUGAAAAAUGCAGGAUACGAGCCCGAUAACAUCACAUACAGCCAACUUGUUUUCGGACUGUGUAAAGCGAAAAGAUUUUCAGAAGCCUGCAAAGUGCUCGAUCAUAUGGAAGCACAAGGAUGUGUUCCUGACAUAAAAACCUGGACAAUUCUUAUCCAAGGCCAUUGCACGGCCAACGAAGUGGAUAAGGCCUUGAUCUGUUUUGAAAAGAUGCGAGAGAAGGGUUUUGACAUCGAUUCGGAUCUGUUAGAUGUCCUGGUAAACGGUUUUCUUUGCCAAAAUAUGAUUGAGAAUGCAUACAAGUUCUUUGUAGAGACCGUGAAGACGGGCAAUGUAAAGCCGUGGCAGGCCACAUACAGGAAUCUUAUAGAGAAUCUGCUAGCAAUCAGGAAAUAUGAAGAAGCAUUGGAUCUUCUUCGGAUGAUGAAGAAGCAAAAUUACCCUGCUUAUGCCAAUCCCUUUGAUCGAUACCUUGCGGAAUUCGGGACUGUGGAGGACGCUAAGGAGUUCCUGAAAGCACUAAGCUCGAAGGAUUACCCGUCUUUUAUUGCAUACCUUAACAUUUUUGAAGCUUUCUUCCUACAGGGAAGACACUCCGAAGCAAAAGAUCUUCUAUACACAUGCCCCCAUCAUAUCAGAACGCAUCCUAAAAUCUCCGAGCUCUUCGGGCCUGCAUGAUGUACUAACCUUCGUUUUGCACAGUUUUUUUUAUUCAUUUGCAAGAUACAUACACCACUCUUGACUGCAACUGUCACAUCUCCAUCUUUAUUGCAUACUCUUUUCUUGGUGUUCUCCAUCAUUCAAAAGUUCAUCCUUCCCGGGCUUAACGUUUUCUGAAAGUCUCCCUGCCGAAAAUCUCAACAUCUUCCUCUGCGUCUGUGGGGUGAACUCCCUGGCAUCCACAUCCAUGCUCUGUUCUCCAAUCCUGGCAUCCACACCGCAUAAGGGUGGAAACACUUGUCAGCCCUAGGAGGUGAUGUCGUAGGCAUCAGAUGUAGUUUUGUUCACCUGUUUCUUGGAAAUCUGAUAAUGGUGUAUUGCAUUGGUGGAUUGGAGCAGGUAGAUCUUGUUUCUAGGCUUGGUGAUGUUGUUGUUGGAUUGUUCUGGAGCAUGAAAAGAAUAUCUUUUCCACUUUAUCCAUGCAAAGGUCAUGGCUUUGGUAAAGAUUGGUAUGUAAACUAUGCUUUUUCUUGAAGGUAUUCAUACUAUCUCAUUUAGCUGCAACAAUAACCCAAAAAAGAGUGAAAGAUGAUGUGAUGAAAAUCACACCACGCAGAAUGUGAGAAAGAUGGAGAGAUAGAGGGAGAGAGAAUGUUACAGUUUCGGACAUGAAGAGACAAUGCCGACGUUUUCCCCCCUGUCAAUACAGUGGCCACAGUCGCGGAAUGGAGGGGAUCAUUAUCGCCAUGGAAGAAGCUGGAUGUGAAGAAAAGGUAGCAACUUUUUUUUCAAUUCUGUCCGUUUUUUUUUGUCUGUCAGAACCAUAAAGAAAGCAAAGUUUCAAUUUUUAUUUAUGAA
Molecule: messenger RNA, 2810 nt
Organism: Tarenaya hassleriana
Lineage: Eukaryota; Viridiplantae; Streptophyta; Magnoliopsida; Brassicales; Cleomaceae
Product: pentatricopeptide repeat-containing protein At3g48250, chloroplastic-like
Exons: 2
Coding region: 189-1970 (593 amino acids)
Biological process (GO): RNA splicing
Molecular function (GO): protein binding
Source: RefSeq, a predicted model, not a curated record